CCUUCUCGCUUGUGAGUUUCUCUACAAAGAUGCUUUGUGGUGUGUACUACAGUAACAAGGGCGAGGCCACUGGGCAGCCCCAAGCGACCCAGCAUGAUUUCGAGGUUGAUUUCAAGCGUGGUGCCCAGCCAGCCCCACGUCACGCCACGCCACACCACGCCACGUCAGGCCACCUUUGCCUGGCAGCCUCGUCGCCAACUGCUGCUGAGUGCUUGGACUGGCCUCUGCAUGCAAAAGAAGGGGAAGUGCUUUCUCAGUUCUCACACCCCUCACCUCACCCCAUGCUUCUUAAUCAUCAAAUGUCUGACUGGAUCGAAACAAGCUGCAUUAGGGAAAGUCUCUUCUUCGAAAAGGGAUAUUUGAACACCUGGAAUGAUACAGUAAAGUUCAUUUUCACUGAAAUUCAGACCAGUCUGGGAACUGCUGCUGCAGAUUUCAGCGAUCCUUGCUCUGUUAAAAUAGAAUGGAAUCCUGCUAACCUUAACUUUUAUGAGGUCAUGUUAUGAAAAUUUGAUGCACAAGAAUAAAAGAAUGACCUUAAU
Rubroshorea leprosula is the source of this 542-nucleotide messenger RNA. Lineage: Eukaryota; Viridiplantae; Streptophyta; Magnoliopsida; Malvales; Dipterocarpaceae. The record is from the annotation of a GenBank genome assembly.